This is a messenger RNA of Protobothrops mucrosquamatus (brown spotted pit viper), 788 nucleotides long. Its product is annotated as fer-1-like protein 6. The record is from RefSeq and is a predicted model, not a curated record. NCBI's taxonomy places the organism in Eukaryota, Metazoa, Chordata, Lepidosauria, Squamata, Viperidae. The annotation marks the transcript as partial. Gene Ontology annotation, biological process: plasma membrane organization. The transcript has 6 exons.
CAAAAGACACAACAAGCACCAUAAGCUUCAGUGUUGAAUAUGAGCCAGAUAAAAAGAAGAAAGAGAAAUUGCUGAAAGCCCCAGUGAAAGAGGUGUCUCCCAAGCUAGCCACCAUGGAGGUCUACGAGGGUGAUUUGGAGAGUGAAUUCAACAAUUUUGAAGACUGGGUAAAAACAUUUGAACUCUUUCGAGGCAAAAUUACUGAGGAAGAUCAUACUGAUUUUGAAGACAGGAUUGUCGGGAAAUUUAAGGGCUGCUUCUGCAUAUACAAAACUCCUGAAGAUUGUUCCUCAGGUGACGGAGGUUCCCCCAAAAUUCUGCAAGGCCUACCCCCAAAUCAGUCAGUGAAUGUUCUAAUCAGAGUAUACAUUGUGGCGGCAUUUAAUCUUAGUCCUGCUGAUCCUGAUGGUAAAUCUGAUCCUUAUAUUGUGCUGAAAUUGGGGAAAACAGAAAUUAAGGACCGAGACAAAUAUAUUCCAAAGCAACUAAAUCCCAUUUUUGGGCGGUCAUUUGAAAUUCAGGCAACUUUCCCUAAAGAAUCCUUGCUUUCGGUCCUGAUCUAUGACCAUGAUUUGAUUGGUUCAGAUGACCUCAUUGGAGAAACUAAAAUUGAUCUAGAAAACCGUUUCUACAGCAGACACAGAGCUACUUGUGGAUUACAAAGCCAAUAUGAAAUUGAAGGAUACAAUGCUUGGAGAGACGCACUCAAACCAACUGAAAUCUUGAGCAAGUUAUGCAAAGAUAACAAACUGAAUGGGCCAAUCAUGCAACCUGGAAUGAUACAAAUA